AUGCGAACAGUCUAAAAGUAACAACGAAGCGAUUAAGUACGGCGGAAGCAAAAACAAAAAUUGAAAUACAUAUUUACUAUAUAUUGUUGUUGUUCAUUUGUAUUUGUAUAAAGAAACGUAUAAGUAGACGGCGCCAAAGCAACAAGGCAAAAAAGAAAUUUAAAGUGAUAGUAACAACUAGAAAAAUAUAAAAAAAAAUUCUAAAAAAGCACGAAAAUUAACUAACAAACACAAAGAAAACAGUGAACAAAAACAACAACAAAUAAUAAAGUUUUGGAACGACCAGAGAAACAAAACACGUUUAACAACAAAAUCUACGCAAAAAAUCGAAAGUGAAAAAAAACAAAAAAAUAUAUAAAAAUUUAAAAAAGCAACAACGAAAUUAACAGCAGCGACAAGUCAGUCAAUUAAGUGUCAAAAAAUCAAAAAAUAAAAAAAGUUAAAAACAAUAACAAAAAGUUUUAACGUCAAGUGUCACAAAAGUAAGAACAACAACAACAACAAUGCGCCCAACCGUAUUGUCAACUGCGAAUGCCAGCGCCUCGGCGGGUGUUGGCGGUGGCGGCGGCGCUGUUGCCGGCAACACCAACAGCAACGGCAUCAACAUACCCAUACACCACGACUACGGCAACGUCGGCGGCGGUGGCGCACACCCGCAAGCCACCGGCUACUAUGCGGAUGCCAAUGCCGGAGCGUAUGGUUCACCACGCCAGCAGCAACAACAAUCGCCACAACAACAGUCGUACCAUCAUCAGCAUCCGCAAGCGCCACAAGCGGCGCAACAACAACAACAUCCACAUCAGCAAAUGCCGCAACAUUUUCAGCAGGGCUUUGGUUUCGAACCGGACAUGGACAUGGAUAUGGAUAUGGACAUGUUCCCACGCAGUCGUUUGGGUCGCAUGCAUGACCCAUUCAGUGGCUUCAACAAUUCACAUUUUGGUUUUCCCCAAUUCAACUCGCUCGGUCGUCGACGUGCCGCCGAUCAUAUGGGACGUGAUGAUGACUUCUUCAAUCGCCUGCCUUCGGAAUUCCGUCAGUACAUACCCGAUGGUUUUGGACACAGACGUGGCGAAAGCGCCACAUUGCCACGCCAACACAGCUCGCAGCAUUCACAACAAGUGCCAGUACAGGGUGGCGGACCCGCCUACUAUCAAUCAUACGUACCCGCUUCACCACCCAAUGGCGGCGUACCACAGUCACCAUCGAAGAAACUCUGCGAUGCCGCCAUACAAACUGAAGAUCCCACUGUGCGCAUGGAGGGCGAUCAAGUCGACAGCGCUGCACCACAAUCGCACGCUGACAAUCUACAACAACAUGGAUUACGCAACACAGUCGAUAUGGGUGUGAAGUCAGCUUUGGAGUCGGAACAGGGUAUACGUGCGCAUUCGGCGCCACCACAAGAACAGCAACAGGUGCCAGUGAAUGGCAAGCGGCAGACACCGCCACCACAGGCCGGACACUCACAGUUCGGCACUCAGACUAGUCCACAUGUGCAGACUGGCAUCAAUGCCGGACAGCAACCACAGUACCAUAAGGCCUAUUACCCGCCACAGCAGCAAGCGCAUCCACAGCAACGACAACAGACGCCACCACCACCACAAACUCCCGGGGGCAGUUAUGUGCGCACUAUACCGAUCUUUGUUGAGGGUCGCUCCGAGCCGAUCAUCAAUGCGCAUAAGGAAAUACCAAAUCAGAAUAGCGCGCCCGGUCAGGCACAAUCCUCGUCUAGUUCAUCGGCUAGGUCAUUUGCGCAACCACAACAACAGUACCAACCACAACCACAGCAGCAGCAGCAGCAACAACAACCGCAACAGCAACAACACCGUCCAGCACCAUUAAAUACUCAACAGCAGCAGCCUCAACAGGGUCCAGCCGCCAGUGGUAUGCCACCACAAACUCCACACACGCUGGACUCAAUCAGCAAAAUCCAAGACAUUCAACGCGAUGUACUCGAUCUCAUGGCGAAAGUUGAGCAGUUCACGGGCACACGUCAAGACAAGGAGUACGUCUAUCUGGACGAGAUGUUGACACGCAACCUACUUAAGUUGGACACCAUCGAUACGAACGGCAAGGACAGCAUACGUCUAGCGCGUAAGGAGGCCAUCAAAUGCAUACAGGCGUCCAUCAAUGUGCUCGAGGCGAAAGCCAACGAAAACACCAAAGCUGCACAACAAGCCGCAGAAGGUGGCGAAACGGCUGAACAGUCCGUAUCGAACGAGGCCGCCGAACCAAUGCAAACAGAUGAGGCUGCGACGCGUAAGAGCGCUUCAAAAGAGAAAGUUGUUGCUGAAGCUGCCGAAACACCUGCGGCUGAGGCCGAACCCGAACCGGCUGAUGCGAAACAAAUUCAAGCACCCAUACCAUUGCCACCACCAGAGGGCAUGCAAGUCGAACAGUCAGCAAGCGCUAGCAAUGUGAAGAGUGCGGAGGCGAAGGAUGUCGCUGCAACGACUGCCGAGGCAAGCAGCAAAGAAGCUGAGGCCAGUAGCGAAGUCGUGGCUGCGGAAGGCGCUGCAGCCGCCGAGGUGUCGUCGCAGGCUGAGGCGGAGUCGAGCAAAUGAUGAUUGCAACAGCGCAGCUCAUCAGGCGCCGUGAGCUCCUCUUCCUACUCAGCCACAUUUUCAAAGCGUUUACAUAGCAUCAUCAAACGAAAGUCCUAAGAAAACUUAGUUUCAUACAUCUAAAUAAAUGUAAAAUUCGUUGUGUUAGAAAUUUAACGAAAAUUUAAGAAAAAAAUAUAUACUUACUUAUAUACGUUUUUA
Molecule: messenger RNA, 2762 nt
Organism: Zeugodacus cucurbitae (melon fly)
Lineage: Eukaryota; Metazoa; Arthropoda; Insecta; Diptera; Tephritidae
Gene: stv
Product: BAG domain-containing protein Samui
Exons: 4
Coding region: 504-2561 (685 amino acids)
Biological process (GO): protein stabilization
Cellular component (GO): cytoplasm; membrane; cytosol
Molecular function (GO): adenyl-nucleotide exchange factor activity; protein-folding chaperone binding
Source: RefSeq, a predicted model, not a curated record